CGUACGACUCGGUGGCCGCUCGAUCCAGAUCGUGCACACGCCCCGCCGCCUAAUAUUUUUCUCCUUAUCUGUUUCUCCCACACCGAUCCUCCAUCCAUGUCCAUCCAUUUCCCACAGCAGCCGCCGCCCCGUGUUACUCGCUCCCGAGCGCCUCCGCGUCGCUCCUACCAUCCAGCGCCCGCGUCGCCAGGUGAAGCUCGAUCCCGAGCUGCGCGUCCCCCUCUGAACCGCUCGUUGGUCACCGGAGCCCACCGCCAUGGCAGCCUAGGAAGCUCCAGUUCAGCCGCCAUCUACGAUGGAGCCAAGCUCGACCCAGAACGCCGCCACCCUGCCGGAGCUCCCCGCCACCGGAUCUGCGCCGCCCCUCCUCGGAUCUGUCCAUCCACGCUGCUACGAGCCCCGUCUGCCAUCGCGUCCUUCACAUGCCUCCUGCACCGCCGCGGAGGAGCAGCGCCUCGUCCAGUUCGUCUGUUAUCAAGACUUUGGAGUGAUGUAUGCAUCAGAUCGAAUCAAGAUAUAAGAGCCGAUGAGUGCGCUGUCGGGAUAGCUCAGAUGACCGUCAAAGAGGGGCGCCAGCUUUCGAUAGUUGCUGAAGCGGACGAGCUCGAUUCUUCUAAUGGAAGCACUGAGCAGCACGUCUCGACAGUUCUAGAUGCAGAGCAUGGGUCGAAAUCAUGGACUCCAAAUCUUAUUGACGUGGAAAGGGAAAACCGCGGCUGGGUUCGACGACAUAGGCACGGUUGGGGAGGGCGUGUUGGGGGCUCGGCUGGAGAUGCUCUUAGCCAGUUGGCUUGUGUUUGGGGAUCAGUGCAAGUUUAACCAGAAUGAUUUUCAAUGUCUCAAUAUAGCAGCUGCACCAGUUCAGUACACGUUGGAAGAAGGAUUUGGAAAGACCGACCCCAUGUGUCAACUAUGUUCAACGAAAUGUGGAGCGUGGUUUUAAAUGGAGAUUCUUGAUAUGGCGUGUGCAGACGUAAGUCGGUAGGAGAGAAAGAAGGUGACGAGGUUAACAACUUCCCAUGCAACGGAAGCGUGAAAUGAUGUCAUGGAAUCUCACAAUUAGCCUGUUGCAAUUCAAGAUCAGAGAAGUGAUAGUAUGUAUCUUUGUAAUGAAUGAAUAAAAAGAAUUCUGCUCAGCGUAUUAUUGUGUUUUUUUGUCA
Triticum urartu is the source of this 1160-nucleotide messenger RNA. RefSeq lists its product as uncharacterized. NCBI's taxonomy places the organism in Eukaryota, Viridiplantae, Streptophyta, Magnoliopsida, Poales, Poaceae. The record is from RefSeq and is a predicted model, not a curated record.